Messenger RNA from Malassezia restricta, 2169 nucleotides. Its product is annotated as endonuclease LCL3. The record is from RefSeq and is a predicted model, not a curated record. Bases 1 to 2169 code for a protein of 722 amino acids. NCBI's taxonomy places the organism in Eukaryota, Fungi, Basidiomycota, Malasseziomycetes, Malasseziales, Malasseziaceae. The transcript has a single exon. Gene Ontology annotation, molecular function: protein kinase binding. Gene Ontology annotation, cellular component: cytoplasm.
AUGGACGCUUGGUUCACAACAUGGGCACGAUGGAUCAAGCGCCAUGAGGCAGCGCUGUUCCGUGCUGAGCAGGUGUGUGCGCUCGAAAUCGAUGUGCAUCACCUAUACUACCUGCUUGUGCGAUGCGAAGGCCUUGGAUUCGAUGUGGGCCCGCUAGAUGUGCCAUGCACGCCCCGACGCUCGUUGCCAGGUGUCGUUAGCACGGGCAUCCCCCACAGCGAUGCUUACAGUAUCGCGUCGAUCCAGCAAACCAUUCAGUCAUCGGUAUCAACAUGGUGGGGCGGCAAAAUAGAUGCCCCUGAUCCUGAUCGCUUGUACGCUUACCUCUACUCCGUGCUAAGCCGCGUGUCGUCACUACGUAUCACUCCGCCACCGACGUCCGUGCAUUCUGCGUUCGCCGACUUUCCGGGCGAGCAUGCGACACCACUGUUUGUAUGCAAAGGUAUCCGGCACCUUGCGUUGGAUGGCGUCGAUCCCGCUUCUAUCGUCGGAUGGGACCGCCUGAGCAUUCAACUCACCUCGCUGGUGUGCACACAUAUCAGCAUGGCUGAUGUAACAGACCUGUUCGUCGGCCUCGUGCUGCGUGACGCCCACAUCGAGUCCCUUCCUGCUGCUGCCUGGCACGCGCUCCAGUACGCAUGCCUUGCUUACAACGAGCUCACAUUUAUCCCCUCGUCCAUGACCACGAUCCUUCCGUCGCUACGCUACUUAGACGUGUCCCACAACCUCUUGAAUGCCGUGCCACCUGCCCUCGAGUCCUUGGACCAACUUCAGGCCCUCAAUGUGUCGGGCAAUAUGAUCGACAGCGUCCUUGGCAUCUACCUCUCGCUACCACACAUCCGUAUCCUGAAUCUUGGCGGUAACCGUCUUGAGAGCUUGUGUGGCGUCGAGCGGCUACAUACACUCGAGCAAAUCGAUCUGCGCACGAAUAUGAUACAAGAUCCCGGCGAGGUGGGACGCCUCGCUACGCUGCCCCAGAUUUCGCAUGUCUGGAUCCAUUCCAAUCCGCUGCUCACCACACAUCCCGACGCACGUGUCGCGUGCUUUUACUUCUUUGCGCUCGAGCACAAACACGUGGUCUUGGACGAUGCACCUUGUGGGUUCUUUGAACGUCGACGGGUCUCAUCCAUGCUCGCCCAACGCGUCGCCAUGCAACCUCAGCGCGAUAGUGCUGUCAUUGAGGCGCGGUAUGCACCCAAGGUGCGCCACGUCACCACCUCUCCCACCAUCACAUCGACUGAGCGGCGCAAAAAGAGUCAUCCAAAAACACCCACACGGCGCCCUGAGGCCGCUGCCACAUUCGAUACAUACAAGCAACGCAUGGAGCAAUUGCGCGAUCACAUGGGCGACGAUUGGCUGCGUGUCGUGGCCAAGGGCGACAGCGACCCAUUUCGUGUGCAUGCACCGUGCGAGGAUGCACCGAUACUCACUUUUCCAUGGCCCAUUCGGCUUUUCAUUGAGACAGUAUCGACGCCGGUGGGAGCAGCAUGCGUCAGUGCUGGCACCAUUGCGGGGUCCUUUCUUAUUUGGCGCCGAUUUUUCCGGCGUAUACCCAACGCCUCAUACAUCACGCCCUCGAUAUUGCGUUCGCGGAGACGUAUCGUGGGCCGCGUCACCAGUGUGGGCGACGCGGAUGGCUUCCGUUUGUACCACACACCAGGGAUUCCGUUUCUUCGACAGCGGUGGCACAGGCCGCCGACCAAGGCAUCCGACCUGCGACAUCAGACCAUUUCUGUGCGACUAGCCGGUGUGGAUGCACCCGAGGCCGCACACUUUGGCCGCGAGGCACAGCCAUAUGCAGAUGUGGCACACAAGGAGCUGCGGCGACUCCUCGAGGGACGUACUGUGUGGCUCGAUAUGGCCCUCAUCGAUCAGUACCAACGCCUCGUCGGUACGCCCUACGUGUACCGAUGGCCAUACUUGUGGCCCACGAACGUAUCGUUGGCACUCGUGCGAAAAGGCUUGGCGACCGUGUACCGCAGCACCAAUGCGACGUACGGUCCACCAUCGCUCUUGUCGCGGCUCUUGUUCGGAGCGACGUCAGGUCGUAAGGCGCUGGAACGGGCAGAAGAACACGCCAAGCGGUGUCGAUUGGGUAUGUGGCGCUUGGGCUCCAAACUUGAAACGCCUGGUGCGUUCAAGUUCCGGACGACACACCAUCGAUCGUGA